AUGGCACCUAACACCAGAAGCAACUCCUCACGAGCAUCCAGUAUUGCAGGACCAACAACGGAUGUCGGCCAUGAGCAUCGACGCAGCGAACAACCCACCAGCAGCAGCAGGAAACAGAGCGCCUCAACAACCGCCAGCAAAAGACUUUAUGAGGAACCUCUCAGUGGAGGAGACCGAUCUGCUUCUACAACACAACGUCCAUUACAAGGCAUGGGAAGCAGCGAAGAACCAACAGGACCGACAAGCUUUCAAAAAGGCAACCAUCAAAGGAAAAGCGUCCCACCGGGAACUUUCCAAGAAGAUAGGUUACAAAUCACUGAUGAACAGGACGAACAACUGGAAUCCAGCUCUCUGGGACUGGAACACGUUCGAAAUCAGGAAGAAGGGCAGACCCCAAGUAUCCGGUCCGCAAUUGCUUCGAAAUCAGAACAGAGGCGGGCGAUAUCCACCACUCCCGACCAUGACACAAGGGGAAUUGACACUUCAAUUGCUCCGAGAGGCCGGGAUAGCAGCGAGGAAUUAGACCUCACAGUAUUACCCUUAGAUCGUGAACUGAUAAAUCCUAUGUUCCACCAUUUGAAACUUUAUCUAGACCCCCUUGUAACCAGUAAUGAUAAGUUGUUGAAUGAAAUACAAACUAUUGAGUCGCUCGUUAAAACUUGUGACCCUUCGAGACGAAUAGAUUCAGUUCAGCGAGCAAUAAUGGAUUUGCAAUUACAAAACUCAGCCAAAGUUCAAGAAGAGGAAACGGCUUUGACGAGAUUGCACAACGAAGAAGUGAUUAAGCUCUUGUCAAACCUUACAUUAGAAAAGCGAAGGCAGCACGAUAACAAGGGUCACGAGAUAAACAAAGCACCCGAGGUUCGUGAGCACGACACUCCACCGCAUAUGAGGGAAGUGAUUCCGAGAGAAGUAUACAAAAGAAAAUCUCCUUUUAAACAAAAGGAUCAACUAAACCAACAACGAGCUGAUAUUGAAGAGGAAGAAAGUUGGAUCAACCAUCGAGAAUCUAGUGAGCAAAUAAACAAGGGUAAAAACAAAGAACCCACGAUUAAAAGUGAAGAACCUCCAGAUAAUAGCCUGAGGAUAAUCCAUACGGACUCGAUGUCAUGGCUGGUGAAACAACGCAAAAGAUUACAAGCAGCCCAACCCGGCGCUUCGAAGGACGAGGUAAUAGAUAAAGUGCUUGACCAAUGUCCAGGCAACCUAGACCAUGCAGUCCGUAGUAGACUAGGGGAACAAAACGAUUUUGUGAGCUUCACGAAGGUCUUUGAACAAGUGGUUAAGAGAACUACCAUCGGCCGAGAGAAACCACAAAUGAGAGGAAACCAAGACUGGAAAACUCAGGCUACUAGCGGCAGUAGCAGCGCUAAUAAGCCAGCGAUAGCAAAACCUGCAGUAGUACGAGUACCGGGCAAGUGCGACACAUGUGGUAGCACCGAAUCUGGUCAUGACUUCAGAGCUUGCCGACGUAAGAGCAAAGGAGUUAACAUGAUUGAUCAGGAGCCAUCAGAUGAAGAAACGCCGGCAGUAGAAGAUUUAGAGAUAAAUUUUCAUGAUGACGAAGAUUCUAUGUACGACGACGGUGAAUACCGAGCAGUACAAGAAGAAUCCUCACACACAGCAGAUAUCUCAAACCUUGAGGAAGUGUUCGAGGUAAUGGACAUCUCUUGUUUAGAAAUAACUGAUAAAAGACGACCAGUGUUUGUGGAUAGAAGAAACAUAGUGCCCAAACUUGGGAGUCCUUUUUUGACUACUAUGUGUAACAGUUGGAAAAUGAGCAUGCUUAUCGACACAGGAGCCUGUAAUUCUUUGAUCACACCACGAAUUCUCGACAAAAUCUGGUUGCAUUGGGAAAAAGACGCGAAACGCCCAAAGCACAACCGAAAGUACUUCAGCGCGUCAGGAAAAAUGGAAGCAAUAGGGGAGAUCACCUUACCUAUCCAUUUCCUGCACGAAACAGACCCUUGUAUCCUGAUGAUAGAUUUUUUCAUCAUUGAAAACGCAAGACACGUAGAAGUCAUCCUAGGAGCCGACAUGAUGAAUCUAUACGGGAACGAACUCUAUAUUUCUGCCAAUUCACGAAACUAA
Melampsora larici-populina 98AG31 is the source of this 2091-nucleotide messenger RNA. RefSeq lists its product as uncharacterized. The coding region runs from base 1 to 2091 and encodes 696 amino acids. The transcript has 4 exons. Lineage: Eukaryota; Fungi; Basidiomycota; Pucciniomycetes; Pucciniales; Melampsoraceae. The record is from RefSeq and is a predicted model, not a curated record.